AUGGCCGCAUCGAUCGGAGACGACGACCUGGCCGAGCCCAUCGUGGUCUCCUCGCUCCCGCUGGAGACACGGUUCCUGCCGCUCCAGCUCCGGCAGCACGGCGGCUUCUGGUUCCCUGAGACGAUCCUCCCGGGCAUCGCGGCAGUGCGUGCGCGGUUCGCGCCCAGGCCGUCGGACGUCUUCCUCGCUAGCUUCCCCAAGUCCGGCACCACCUGGCUCAAGGCGCUCGCCUUCGCCACGGCCCACCGUGCCGACCACCCGCCGCGCGCCCCCGACCACCCCCUCCGCCUCCGCAACCCCCACGACUGCGUCGAGUUCCUCGAGGUGCCCUACGCGCUUGAUCCGACGGCCGACGCCUUUGCGGCGCUCCCUUCGCCGCGCGUGAUCGCCACCCACAUGCCCUACCCCCUCUUACCAGAGCGGGUCACGGCGGAGGGCGCCGGCUGCAAGGUCGUGUACGUCUGCCGCGACCCCAAGGACGCCUUCGUCUCCAUGUGGCUGUUCGCCAAGAAGAUGGCGGCGGCCGCUGCAGCCGAGGCCGCCAACGACGACGAACCGCGGCCAGUGCCAACUCCGUUCAGUAUGGAGGAGGCCUUCGAGCUGUUCUGCGACGGUCGAUGCCCCGCCGGCCCGCAGUGGCCCCACGUCUCGAGCUAUUGGGAGGGUAGCCAGAGGCGGCCGGAGAAGGUGCUCUUCCUCCGGUACGAGGAGAUGCUGCGGGACCCGGUGGGCAACGUGAGGAAGCUGGCGGAGUUCAUGGGGUGCGCGUUCUCCGAGGAAGAGGAGGCCGCGGGGGUGGCGCGGGACAUCGUCGAGCUCUGCAGCAUCGACGCCCUGAAGAACAUGGAGGUGAACCAAAGUGGUGCUCAGGAGUACGUCAAGAACGAGGCCUUCUUUCGGAAGGGGGUCGCCGGAGACUGGAGCAACCACAUGACGCCGGCGAUGGCGGCGCGGCUGGACGGUAUCGUCGAGGACGCACUGCAAGGGUCAGGGUUCGCCUUUGCUGCCUACCUAUAUGUACACAUGCACGCCGAUGCCAGUUGUGGAUGCAUCCAUACGUAA
Triticum turgidum subsp. durum (durum wheat) is the source of this 1062-nucleotide messenger RNA. NCBI's taxonomy places the organism in Eukaryota, Viridiplantae, Streptophyta, Magnoliopsida, Poales, Poaceae. The record is from the annotation of a GenBank genome assembly.